This is a messenger RNA of Lagenorhynchus albirostris (white-beaked dolphin), 5582 nucleotides long. It is a transcript of the gene ARHGEF11, whose product is annotated as Rho guanine nucleotide exchange factor 11. Lineage: Eukaryota; Metazoa; Chordata; Mammalia; Artiodactyla; Delphinidae. Bases 616 to 5562 code for a protein of 1648 amino acids. Gene Ontology annotation, molecular function: G protein-coupled receptor binding; guanyl-nucleotide exchange factor activity. Gene Ontology annotation, cellular component: cytoplasm. The record is from RefSeq and is a predicted model, not a curated record. The transcript is spliced from 41 exons. Gene Ontology annotation, biological process: G protein-coupled receptor signaling pathway; Rho protein signal transduction.
GAGCCCGGAGUCCCGCGGCCGUCGAGACCGGAGCGCGGCGGUCGGGCGUGGGGCGAGCGGGCGAGCGGGGCCGGGAGCCGGAGGCCGCCCGCGGUCCUGCGCCAGGCGCGGUGGGCUUCUGCCUGCGAGAUUAGGCGAGGGGCGGAAAGGGAGGAAAAAGAGAGGCCGAGCGAGAGAAGCCAGGCGAUCGGAUUGUCCGGGAGGCUGGUGUGGAGGAAUAUCCCACCUCGAACUCAAAUCCACAAUAAUAAUCUAAACUAUUAAUAAUAAGGGAGCAGUUUUUCUGGCCAGGCGAGAGGGAGAACAGGGGGAACGGGAAGAAGCGAAAUCUCCGUUUCAUGGAGGCUGAGGCAAGAGAAAAUUUCGGAUCCUGGAUGUGGAGGAGCAAAACAGAACUAACUCAGGAAAUUGUCUUUCAGAAAAAGGCCGAACCUAGGCUGGGAGUCAGGCUGGGGUAGGUGGAGAAACCUGCAAGUUUAAAGGAAAAAGAAAAGGAGAGAAUAUUUUCAGAGAUUUUUCUCUGGUUUGUGGUAUUGCUACCAUUUUAAAGCGAUUCAGUCCUGAUCAAGACAUCAAAACUACAGGAUUCUGGAACUGUGGAGACACUGAGAAACCAUGAGUGUAAGGUUACCCCAGAGUAUAGACAGGUUAAGUAGCCUGUCUUUGGGAGAUUCAGCACCUGAACGCAAGUCCCCUUCCCACCACCGCCAACCCUCCGACACCUCUGAGACAACAGGUCUCGUUCAACGCUGUGUCAUCAUCCAAAAGGACCAGCAUGGCUUCGGCUUCACAGUCAGCGGGGAUCGCAUUGUUCUGGUGCAGUCUGUGCGGCCUGGAGGUGCAGCCAUGAAAGCCGGUGUGAAAGAGGGCGACCGGAUCAUCAAAGUGAACGGCACCAUGGUGACCAAUAGCUCACAUCUGGAAGUGGUGAAGCUUAUCAAAUCUGGUGCCUAUGUUGCACUGACCCUCCUGGGCUCUUCACCCUCGUCCAUUGGUGUCUCUGGGCCCCAGCAGGACCCAGUCCCAGCAGGAGCUCCCCGAGUCACCCCUGUGAUCCCACCACCACCGCCCCCUCCACCUCUGCCACCUCCACAGCGCAUCACAGGACCCAAACCUCUGCAGGAUCCUGAAUUUCAAAAACAUGCCACCCAGAUCCUUAGGAAUAUGCUGAGGCAGGAGGAAAAAGAGUUACAGCGUAUCUGUGAGGUGUAUAGCCGGAACCCCGGCAGCCUGCUGGAAGAGCAGAUCGAAGGCGCCCGGCGGCGAGUCACUCAGUUACAGCUGAAGAUCCAGCAGGAGACUGGUGGCUUAGUGGACAUACUUCCGCUACAUGGUGACACCAGCCAGAGAUCAUCAGAAGGCCGACUCUCUCUGGAUUCCCAGGAGGGGGACAGUGGCCUGGACUCUGGCACAGAGCGCUUUCCUUCCCUCGGCGAGUCAUUGGUGAAUCGGAACUCAGUACUGUCAGACCCUGGGCCGGACAGUCCUCGAACCUCCCCUGUGAUCAUGGCCCGGGUGGCCCAGCACCACAGGCGGCAGGGCUCGGAUGCAUUGGUUCCCCCCAGCGGUGACCAGGGUGUAGAUCAAAGCCCAAAGCCUUUAAUUAUUGGCCCAGAGGAAGAUUAUGACCCGGGUUAUUUCAACAACGAGAGCGACAUCAUAUUCCAGGACUUUGAGAAACUUAAGUCACGGCCGGCUCACCUGGGGGUUUUUCUACGGUACAUCUUCUCUCAGGCGGACCCCAGUCCACUGCUUUUUUACUUGUGUGCAGAAGUUUAUCAGCAAACAAACCCCAAGGAUUCCCGAAGCUUGGGAAAAGACAUCUGGAAUAUUUUCCUAGAGAAAAAUGCGCCUCUGAGAGUGAAGGUCCCAGAGAUGUUACAGGCUGAAAUUGACCUGCGCCUGCGGAAUGGUGAGGACGUGCGUGCUGUUCUCUGUGAGGCUCAGGAGGCAGCCAUGCCAGAGAUCCAGGAGCAGAUCCAUGACUACAGAACAAAGCGCACUCUGGGGCUGGGAAGCCUGUAUGGUGAAAAUGACCUGCUGGACCUGGAUGGAGACCCUCUCCGCGAGCGCCAGGUGGCAGAGAAGCAGCUGGCUGCCCUAGGAGACAUUUUGUCCAAAUACGAGGAAGACAGGAGUGCCCCCAUGGACUUCGCCCUCAAUACCUACAUGAGCCAUGCGGGCAUCCGUCCUCGAGAAGCACGACCUUCCAACACGGCUGAAAAGGCCCAGUCCGCUCCUGACAAGGACAAGUGGCUACCCUUCUUCCCGAAGACCAAGAAGCAGAGCAGCAAUUCCAAGAAAGAAAAGGAUGCCUUGGAGGACAAGAAGCGAAACCCCAUCCUCAAGUACAUCGGGAAGCCCAAAAGCUCUUCCCAGAGCACAUUUCAUAUUCCCUUGUCCCCUGUGGAAGUCAAACCAGGCAACGUGAGGAACAUCAUUCAGCACUUUGAGAACAACCAGCAGUACGAUGCCCCGGAGCCUGGGAUGCAGCGACUCUCGACAGGAAGCUUUCCCGAGGACCUGCUGGAGAGCGACAGUUCUCGCUCAGAGAUUCGCCUGGGCCGCUCUGAGAGCCUGAAGGGCCGGGAGGAGAUGAAGCGGUCCCGGAAGGCAGAGAACGUGCCCCGUUCUCGCAGCGACGUGGACAUGGACGCGGCCGCAGAGGCCGCCCGCCUCCACCAGUCAGCCUCGUCCUCUGCCUCCAGCCUCUCCACCAGGUCUCUUGAGAACCCAACCCCUCCCUUCACCCCCAAAAUGGGCCGCAGGAGCAUUGAGUCCCCCAGCUUGGGGUUUUGCACAGAUGCCCUCCUCCCCAACCUCCUAGAAGAUGAUCUGGGCCAACUGUCUGACCUGGAGCCAGAGCCCGACGCCCAAAACUGGCAGCAUACAGUGGGCAAGGAUGUGGUGGCUGGGCUAAGCCAGAGGGAGAUUGACCGGCAGGAGGUCAUCAACGAACUGUUUGUGACAGAGGCUUCCCAUCUGCGCACACUCCGGGUGCUGGACCUGAUCUUCUACCAGCGGAUGAAGAAGGAGGGCCUGCUGCCCCGGGAGGAGCUGGCACGGCUCUUCCCCAACCUGCCCGAGCUCAUCGAGAUCCACAAUUCCUGGUGUGAAGCCAUGAGGAAACUCCGGGAGGAGGGCCCCAUCAUCAAAGAAGUCAGUGACCUCAUGCUGGCUCGGUUCGAUGGCCCCGCCCGGGAGGAGCUCCAGCAGGUGGCCGCGCAGUUCUGCUCCUAUCAGUCCAUCGCCCUGGAGCUGAUCAAGACCAGGCAGCGCAAGGAGAGCCGGUUCCAGCUCUUCAUGCAGGAGGCUGAGAGCCACCCUCAGUGCCGGCGGCUGCAGCUUAGAGACCUCAUCAUCUCUGAGAUGCAGCGGCUCACCAAGUACCCACUGCUGCUGGAGAACAUCAUCAAGCACACGGAGGGUGGCACCUCUGAGCACGAGAAACUCUGCCGGGCCCGGGAUCAGUGCCGGGAAAUUCUCAAGUACGUGAAUGAAGCAGUGAAGCAGACAGAGAACCGGCACCGUCUAGAGGGCUACCAGAAACGUCUGGAUACCACCUCCCUGGAGAGGGCCAGCAACCCCCUGGCAGCGGAGUUCAAGAGUCUGGAUCUUACAACCAGAAAGAUGAUCCAUGAGGGGCCCCUGACCUGGAGGAUCAGCAAAGAUAAGACCUUGGACCUCCACGUGCUGCUGCUGGAGGACCUCCUCGUGCUGCUGCAGAAACAGGAUGAGAAGCUGCUGCUGAAGUGUCACAGCAAGACAGCCGUGGGCUCCUCGGACAGCAAGCAGACCUUCAGCCCGGUGCUCAAGCUCAAUGCCGUGCUCGUCCGCUCCGUGGCCACAGAUAAACGGGCCUUCUUCAUUAUCUGUACCUCCGAGCUGGGCCCACCCCAGAUCUACGAGCUGGUGGCAUUGACGUCAUCAGACAAGAACACAUGGAUGGAGCUCUUAGAAGAGGCCGUGCGGAACGCCACCAGGCACCCUGGAGCCGCCCCAAAGCCCGUCCACCCGCCGCCCUCAGGCCCCCAGGAGCCAGCCCACCAGAGCCCCACACCCAGCAGGGAAGGACUGGAUGACUCCGAGGUGUUCCGUAGUGAGCCAGAGCCUGAGACAGUACCUGGAGGCACUGGGCCCCAGCAGAGGGUCAAAGGGAAGCACCCGGUCCUGCUAGAGGGCCCCAAGCAGGAGGGCAGCAUAGAAGAAGAGGAGCUGGGUACCCUGCCUCACCCUUCUGCCUCCCUGGAUGGAGAGAACAGGGGCAGCAGGACAAGGGACCCCAUCCUCCUGCCCCUCCCAGGCCCUCUGUUCAUGGAAGGACUCGCCGAUGCAGCCCUGGAGGACGUGGAGAACCUGCGGCACCUGAUCCUGUGGAGCCUGCUGCCAGGUCGCCCCAUGGACCCACAGACUUCUGGGGAGCCCGAGGACGACCUGACACCUACACCUUCCGUCAUCAGCAUCACUUCUCACCCCUGGGACCCAGGCUCCCCAGGGCGAGCUCCCACUGGGGGUGAAGGGGACAGUGCCCCGCUCUCAGGGCCAGAGCGGGGCCAGCAGGAGGACACGGCUCUCUGUUCUCUGGAACACCUGCCCCCAAGGGCCAGGAAUUCUGGGAUCUGGGAAUCUCCUGAGCUGGACAGGAAUCCAGAGGAAGAAGCUUCGAGCACAGAGGCAACAGGAAGUUACAAAGUUGUGAGAAAAGUCUCUACUGUCCCUGGUGGUGGUGUCGGUGCAGCUGAGGUGGCAGGCAGCAAAGUUGUCCCUGCACUACCAGAGAGUGGCCAGUCAGAGCCUGAGCCACCCGAAGUGGAAGGCGGAGCAAAGGCUACGGGAAACUGCUUUUACGUGAGCAUGCCGGCAGGACCCCUGGACUCAAGCACUGACCCCUCAGGGGCACGCGUGGGGCCCUCCCAGCCCGAUGGCCUCCCUGCCUGGCAGCCGGCGCCUCGGCCCGCGCUGCGGGAAGGCAAUGAAGAUCAAAGGCGCCUGGGCCGCUCUCCCCCCAGCCUGGCCCUCAGGGACAUGGGCAUGAUCUUCCGUACCAUCGAGCAGCUCACCGUCAAGCUCAACAGGCUCAAGGCCACAACGCCCCGCUGGAAGACAGCCUGGCGGACUCGGCCACAUCCCCAGGACUGUAGCUGUCCAAACCACCGAAUCCUCCGCGUCCCGAACUCCUCCUCUAGGGACUGGCCUGAGGCAGGGCUCAGGGUGGGGAGAGCCCAAACCUCCUCCCUGCGGUGGAGGCAGGCGGUUGAAGAGACAGCUCCAGCCAAGACCGGGGGCAGAUGCGCAUGUUGCUUGGUCUGCUCAGAUUGGAGUCAAGUUUCCUUGUCUUUUCCCCUCCCUUCAGCCCAACCCUUCGAGGCCUUGUGUCUCCUAAGCAUGCUGACUGCAUCUGAAAGGCCCCCCUCGUCCCACGGAUGUGCGCGCCUGUGUGUGUGGGUGAAAGGAGGCGGCUCCAGUGUAAAUGCACUUUCUUCCUCCCCUCCCUUCUCCACAGGGCCCAAGGCUGGGGCGGGUGUCUCCACCUCUCCUCUUUGUCACUUUGGUUUCCUAUAAAUAUGUAUGUAUUGUAUGUG